Fusarium pseudograminearum CS3096 is the source of this 900-nucleotide messenger RNA. RefSeq lists its product as uncharacterized. The transcript is spliced from 3 exons. Gene Ontology annotation, molecular function: oxidoreductase activity. The coding region runs from base 1 to 900 and encodes 299 amino acids. The record is from RefSeq and is a predicted model, not a curated record. Lineage: Eukaryota; Fungi; Ascomycota; Sordariomycetes; Hypocreales; Nectriaceae.
AUGGCUAUCCAGAAGGCUGCUGUCAUUGGAGGCUCUGGACUUCUCGGGUCCAAGGUCGUUGAAAGUCUCCUCAACAGUGGCUUCGAAGUCACAGUCCUAACUCGAAACGAGUCUUCAGCAACCUUUCCCGAUCAAGUAGUCGUCAAGCGUGUCGACAUCAGCUCUGUCGACUCGAUCAAGGUUGCAGUCACGGGACAAGAUGCCGUUGUCUCAACAGCAACUACCAUGGCCGCUGGAGGCCAGAAAGUUAUCAUCGAUGCCGUUGUUGCUGCUAGAGUGCCCCGUUUCAUUCCCUCCGAGUUCGGUGUUCCUUCUCGCCAGAACCGGGAUAAGAAAAUUGGGAAACUCCUCGGUGCCAAGGUGCAGAACACUGAUUAUCUGAUUGAGCUUUCCAAACAGCAUGAUUGGUUCUCGUGGACUGGUCUCUCUAACGGCCUCUUCCUCGAUUCGGGCCUCAACAGUUCCUAUGGCUUUAUCGAUAUCAGGAAUCGCAAGUUUCGUAUGAUAGACUCGGGUAACGAGCCGUUUUCCGCAACAUCUCUCAGUUUUGUUGGGAAAGCCGUAGCCGCUAUCCUCAAGAAGCCCGAAGAGACAGCAAAUCGAUUUCUCAAUAUUGCAGGUGUCACCACGACACAGAACGAGGUUUUGAAGAUUUUUGAGCAAGUCACUGGCGACAAGUUCGAUAUCUCUCAUGUCAGCAGUACUGAGCUAGAGAGAAUCGGCGAUGAGAAGAUUGCUAGAGGAGACUUUAGUGCUUUUGGAAACUAUUUGGAGCAGUUCUUGUUUGCUGAUAAUGCUGGAAACGCGUUGAAGGGUGAUGGGAAUGCUAUUGGGCUGCUUGAACUCGAGGAGGAGAGUCUAGAGGAUGUUAUCAAGCGUGUUUUGGCUAAUGUCAAAUAA